Molecule: messenger RNA, 357 nt
Organism: Strongylus vulgaris
Lineage: Eukaryota; Metazoa; Nematoda; Chromadorea; Rhabditida; Strongylidae
Source: the annotation of a GenBank genome assembly
AUGCAGCAAUGUAAUCGAGCAUUGCGCCGAAAAAAUGCUCUAUGGAAUUACAUUAACGAAUGGACGAACUGUUUUCGUGGCUUUGACCUAGACAAUAGCGGAAAUAUUGACAAGUCAGAGUUGCAGAAUGCUCUUUCUAGAUUUGGUUAUCGUUUGUCCGACCAGUUCUACAACAUCCUAAUGUUGAAGUUUGAUCGAACACAUACUGGACACAUCAAUUUCGAUGAUUUUAUCCAAUUAUGUGUGGUGUUGCAGACUCUCACUGCCGCAUUCAGAGACAAGGACGCGGAUCGAGAUGGUGUGAUUACGAUACAAUACGAGGAAUUUUUAACAAUGGUGUUUAGUUUGCAGAUGUGA